Molecule: messenger RNA, 591 nt
Organism: Parascedosporium putredinis
Lineage: Eukaryota; Fungi; Ascomycota; Sordariomycetes; Microascales; Microascaceae
Source: the annotation of a GenBank genome assembly
AUGCACUUGGUAAACGCAUCCGCCGCGCUUCUCGCACUCGCCUGGAGCGCUCACGCCCAGAACAUCUUCAUCAAUCAAGUGCCCGAAUACUCUGCCUUGCCCGCCUGCGCCGAGGCUCCGCUGAGCCAGAUCAGCUCGACCCGCUUCGUCAACGCCAUUAGCACUGCCGUGGCAUCCAAGUGUCCCACCGAUCGUGCUGCCGCUCAGUCGGCGUUGGAGGUCUUUGACGAUUACUGCCACCUGACGCAGGGUAGCGCUCCUACGCGAGGUGUCAACGGUUCCAGCGCCCCAACUUCGGACGUCACCCCAGCCAAGGCGACGCCAGAGACGACAGUAGGCUUGAGUACCGACAGAACGCUCGAAAUCCUUCCGCACAAUGACGUGGACUCAGGGCUUAAUCUAUCAACAUACUACAAAAGCUUCAUACCCGCCAGCCUUACCCUCCCAACUCCUUCCUACAUCGAAACCGCCGCGGCCGCGACGAACCAGCGUAGCCUAGCUUCAUUGUCGUUCACCGUGGAAAACUGCAGCAGCCCGCUGUGCAAGGUCAUUGGCACUGGGAAACUCUGGAGGCGCUCGGGCGGGCCUUGA